Angiostrongylus costaricensis is the source of this 537-nucleotide messenger RNA. The record is from the annotation of a GenBank genome assembly. NCBI's taxonomy places the organism in Eukaryota, Metazoa, Nematoda, Chromadorea, Rhabditida, Metastrongylidae.
AUGUUUGCGCUUGCAGUUCUUGGCCUCUUCGGUCUCAUUUCGGCUGGUCGAAUUGUUAUUGGAUUGUUCGGCGACGUCGUUCCGAUCACUGCCGAGAAUUUCUAUAAGCUUGCAACUGGAGCAAAGGGAUUUGGAUAUAAAGGCAGCAAAUUCCAUCGAGUGAUUAAAAACUUUAUGAUUCAAGGAGGAGACUUCACUCGCGGAGAUGGUACUGGUGGUAAGUCGAUCUAUGGUGAUCGAUUCGACGAUGAAAAUUUCGACCUCCAACAUUAUGGACCUGGGUGGGUUUCAAUGGCCAACUCUGGUAGUGACUCGAAUGGAUCUCAGUUCUUUAUCUGCACCGUGAAACCGUCGUGGCUCGACGGACGUCACGUCGUCUUUGGGAAGGUUCUUGAAGGGAUGAGCGUCGUUCGCAAGAUUGAAAACACGGAAACCACUCCAGAAGACCGACCUAAAGAGGACGUCGUAAUUGCUGAUUGUGGUGAAGUGCGACUUACAGCUCCUUUCGAGACCGAGAAGGCUCCAGUCAAGGAGUAG